CUCCACCAACUCUGGGUGAUCUCGGUCGCGGUCACAGUCCACACCAUCUGGACCCGGCGCAAUGCCGCCAAGUUUGACCGUCGUAGACUACCUCCGCCGCAGGUCUUGACCGAGACCACGUACGUCCUGUGGCUUGCCACGAUCCGGCGCCAACUGCGGCUCCUCGAAGACGACUCGGCCGAGCACCGCCACCUCCUCGGGGCCACCCAGCUGCUGCUCAGGCAGCGCGGCUAUCGUGCGCUGUCGGCCAAGCACCCGCUCGGCCUCCAGCUUCGACCGACACUUGCCUAG
This is a messenger RNA of Aphanomyces astaci, 291 nucleotides long. RefSeq lists its product as hypothetical. The annotation marks the transcript as partial. The record is from RefSeq and is a predicted model, not a curated record. NCBI's taxonomy places the organism in Eukaryota, Oomycota, Saprolegniomycetes, Saprolegniales, Verrucalvaceae. The transcript has a single exon.